Messenger RNA from Engraulis encrasicolus (European anchovy), 3195 nucleotides. RefSeq lists its product as uncharacterized. Lineage: Eukaryota; Metazoa; Chordata; Actinopteri; Clupeiformes; Engraulidae. The record is from RefSeq and is a predicted model, not a curated record. The coding region runs from base 16 to 3195 and encodes 1059 amino acids. The transcript is spliced from 3 exons.
CAGCAGAAGUUGUGGAUGAAAACAGAGAUGGAGGCACUGGGACUGUGGUCAGGCUCCCAGCCGGUGAGGCAUACCAUGAACAUGGUGUCACUGUGGCGUUACCCACCUCAGCCGGAGCUCAUUGACCAUUCCUCUGAGCUGCCCUCCCCGAAUUUCUUUCAGCUCCAUCCAUUCUUCAUCUGGAAGCCAGAGCACAGAAUCAUGGAGAGAGUCAGAAGCACUUACAGUCUGCCAUGCCUGUCGGGUUGCCGGAAUCCUCAUGUCGUGUCCUCUGGAGUUGGUCGUCCACGUGUCAUAAUUGGCACGAGUGGCCAGUACUACAUCUUGGCAUCGCGGCUCACCUGCUCGGUUUGCAAGAGGUACUGGUUCGCUGACAAGCCCCAGUGGAUGGACAUGCUUCCUGACAGACUGAGGAACAUCCUGCCGGCUUUUCUGACGCACAAGAAGGCCAUCUGCAAGACGGUGAUGGACGAACUUCGCCGCACUGGAAAGUCCCCAAAUGACAUGGCCAAUCAGGUGAAUGAGGCACUUCAUCUGAAGUUCGAACGGGCACACCUGGCUUACUUGCUGGCUGUGAAGAAUGUCCUGGACGGAGAGAGAGGGCUGUACGGCCAACGGACUAUCACAGGAGCGUUACGGCAAGCAAGUAGUCCAACACCAUUUGGGGAGUAUGAUGAUGCAGAUGGCUGGUGCGGAGUGACCGUGUCUCCACACUACUUGGUCGAGUGUCUCAUACAAGAAUACCACCGGCAAGAAGACGUGCUCACCCAGCUUCUUCAAGGCACAUUUGGACAGGCUUUGAGAGCUGACCACACCCGUAAAGUGGCCCGAAAGGUGGUGCUGGCAUCAGGAACCAUGUCAUCAUAUGCAGUGAUGAACGAGAACUGGAUGAUCCUGUCCUGGGUGAUGCUACAGUCGGAGUCUGACAAGUCCCUGGAACCACUGUACGAGGGGCUGUCCAAUAGGUACACCUCGGCGGGGAUUCCGAAAGCCAUGUACCAGUGGGUUGACAGGGACUGCUGUGCUGCAUUCCACAUCCCAAACCCUGCGCCUCUGGAGCACCUCAACUGGGACCUCUGGAAGACCACGGACGACAUCAUUGCUGCUGCAACCUCUGGGCCCCUUUCCAACACCUGUUCCGCACGAAGCAAGUUCAACGACUCCAUCAACAUCAAGUUGGACUUGUUUCACUGCAUGCGCCGCUUGUCAAGGGAGUGUGUGUCCGAGCACCAUCCACUACACAGCACCUUCUGCAAGUUCCUGUCAGCAGCUUUCAAUGUGGUGGAUCAGGCAGACCUGCAGAGACUCAGAGAUGCCUACAAGUUUUGUGGCAUUGAGCCUGCCAACCCCACAAAGCAACACAUCAAACAGCAUUGCAGGUCCAGAAUUCCACCUCCCGACGAGCUGCUGGAAAGAGUGGAGAGGGUGCUGCAUAAGUUCCACCUGGAAAGCGACCCUGAUGGAGUGCCCCUUUUCAAGCCAUCAAUGCUGAAGGUAUGGAGGAUUCAGCGGGUCCAUAUUCUUCGCGGUUGCCUGAGUGACCCUGCGGUUGAUGAGGCAAUUCUCUACCGGCACGGUGGAACAGUGCAACUGAACCAUCUACCAGGCGAGGGAGCGGCUGUCCCCCUGUGGAUACCGGUGAGAGGCACAUCACAACAGGAGGGCUUCCAUUUCCACCAGGCAAAAUGGGUCACUGGAAAUCUGGUGUCAACGGAGCUAUUCCAGGCCCAGGGCAUGAUUGGUGUAACACGGUGGAACUUCCAACGCCUUCUGGACCUGAAGUUGCCGGAUGUGAAGCUCCCUUGUGUUUUUGACCCGCUCCUGAUGAUGGAGCUGAAUAGGGCAUCGGAGGCAGUGACAGGGCAGAUAAAAUACCCCAUCUUGCGUGUCUCACAGGCAGACACAGGGGAAAGAUUUGGACUCCAGUAUGUGGAGCCUGGCUGCCGACCCAUCCCAUUACAAUGGGACAAGAACAAGGCCCAGAAGGAUGCUGGUGCUGCUGUCGAGGAAGAGCAUCCCUUUGAACAGGCUGCUGAUCCACUUCAGGAGAUGACAGAGGACCAUCCUGCAGACACUGUGCCACAGGAUGCCUUUGAUCCACUCGACAUCUUGAAUCAGCCUAUCAAAGUUGAAGCUCCCUCAGUGACGCCCCCGGCACUUCCUCACUUUGCCUCUCCGCGAGCUGCACGAACGGGUUCUGUCAAGGCAGGAGGAUUGGUUUUUGUCCUGAACCACUUCCGGUGGACACAGCCGAUGAGGGACGCAAUCGAUGGCCUUCUCACUAAAUACCAUGGACAGAAGGACUUCCUUUCCAAGGUGGACCACGAUUAUGCUGCCCUCGUACAGGCUGCCUCCCGCAACCCAAACAGCCUCUUACAUCCCACCACCAAACAGCACAUAUCGCGCUACGUCAAGCACAUGGCCAAGCAGAUCAACGCCAGCUCUUCUCUGAAUACAAGCCCAGAAAAACUUUUGGAGACGCAGCAGCUGUGGCAUGAUCUCACAGCGGGGAGUGAGACGGUCAGUGUGCCAGUGGUAACCCUCCCACCUGCACCAGUUAAUCCACCCAGCAGCAGUGUACCUCAGGAAGCAUCUGUGACUAAGGCGGAGGUGGAGCAAAUGAUUAGGGACAUUGUGCAAGAGCAGCAGCAGCAGCAACCACCACCACCAAAAAGGACAAGGAACUGUCUUGCCUGUGGCCAACCGAAGUCCCGCCACCGUGGAGAUGGCACCUCCAUUCAUCUGUUUUAUCAGUCUGGGGAGGUUAAGUACUUUUACUGCUCUACAAAAGUACAUCAGACCUAUGCAGCAGAAGGUCUGACAAAUCCCAGAAUGCCGUUUGAUGACUUUGCAAAGACUCCUUUUUUCACAAGGGAGCUGGAGACUGCAAAGGAGCGAUCUGCACAGUACAGGCAGAUGAAAGAGGAGCGUGACAAGAGGAAGGCUGCCGAGCAACUGCCCACUGGUCGUCUGUGUAGGUUCUGCCACAGACCGAUCAAACAAGGACCAGAUAGUCCUCAUAUUCACACUGGGUUCCCGGGUGUGGUGGGCAAGUAUGUUUACUGUCCUGCAAAAGUGUUGGACCUGUACAAGGACAAAGGGAUGACUCGUGAACUGUCCUGGCUUGAGUUCUGUGAGUCUCCCUUUUAUGACACUGAAAAGCAGAGGUGGGCAGCAGAGAAGGGCAAACGAUAA